UUGAUUGUGAAAUUAACCCCAAAUUUUCCUUGAACAGCCCAAGGCUAAGGAGCUGUUUGUUUGGAGUCUAGGUCUUCUGUUGUCGCUGCUAUAACUGUUAGGCUCUAAUUCAAACAGCCCCUAACCCGCAAAGCUAAUUUUGCUUAUACCGACCCGAAGAGGCAAUACCAUUUUGCGUUUGCCUCGAAUUUCUCGGAAAAACCCUCUCUACCUUGUAAAACCCUCGUCUCCCGCUGCAUCAUCAACUGGAUUCCAGAGCGCGUACAUUGAGCAGCUAUGGUGGAUCCAUGGUGGUCUCUAUUAGGUGCAGCAAUACCAGCUGUAAUUGCGGGGCAAGCUAUUAGGAUGAAGAAAAAGAGAGGCGAAGAGCAGAGGUUAAACAGUGCUAGAGGCCGUGAGAAAAGCUCAGAUGAAAUUUUUGUUUGUGAGAGGGUAUGCACUUCAAAGAGGAUGUUAAAAAAGGUUGGUGCAUUAUCGAAAGAUCCGACUGUUGAUACUUGUGUCACUGUUUGUGGCGUAUCUGAGCUCGAUGCUUGUGCUGAUGCCUGUGCAAGAACUGUUUGUGUUAAUCAACAUCAAGUACCGAACUGGAAUGAUGUCUGUCUUCGGAGGUGCCAGAGUGAAUGCCUUAGGCUAUCCAAUUCUUCUGUUGCAUCUUGAGAGGUUAAUGCUCCUAUGUUAUCACUUGUUUUUUUUUUUUACAAGAAAUGUUCAUUUACAUUUUUAGGGGUUGAAUUGAUGCACUUACUUACUGGUGUUUUAUGAUUUCCUUGGUUUAUUGUAUCGCUCUCAGUGUAACAUAGAUUUCUCGUAUCUAGAUAGUUUCUUAUGUUCGCAAUGUUUGUUAGUGCCUUUUCCAUCAAAUUUCAUUGAAACUGGAUUAGUUUGGA
Molecule: messenger RNA, 890 nt
Organism: Mercurialis annua (annual mercury)
Lineage: Eukaryota; Viridiplantae; Streptophyta; Magnoliopsida; Malpighiales; Euphorbiaceae
Exons: 2
Coding region: 277-660 (127 amino acids)
Source: RefSeq, a predicted model, not a curated record